Molecule: messenger RNA, 4304 nt
Organism: Polyodon spathula (Mississippi paddlefish)
Lineage: Eukaryota; Metazoa; Chordata; Actinopteri; Acipenseriformes; Polyodontidae
Gene: erap1b
Product: endoplasmic reticulum aminopeptidase 1b
Exons: 19
Coding region: 130-2967 (945 amino acids)
Biological process (GO): peptide catabolic process; proteolysis
Cellular component (GO): cytoplasm
Molecular function (GO): zinc ion binding; metalloaminopeptidase activity; peptide binding
Source: RefSeq, a predicted model, not a curated record
UGAAAGCGGAAGACAAAGCGUCUUUCAUUUCUGCAUAGUGCACGCUUAUUCUUCUAGUGAUCGGAUCGUUCUGCAAGGUGUGUGUUCUGUGGUGAAAGGUUCGAUCCUUGGACCUAGCUGUAUUGAAGCAUGCAGUCCAGCCUGCGGGGAACCUCACUGAGGCAUCACUUACUGGCAGCAGCUCUGCUUGUUGCUCUAACAGCCCAGUGCUCGGUAAGCACAGGACAGGGUGAAGAGAGUAGCAGUGACACCAUCUCUCUUGUAGCCACCAAUGGACAGCCUUUCCCCUGGAACAAGAUGAGACUUCCCAGCUCUGUCAGUCCCCUUCGCUACGACCUCCUGAUCCACCCCAAUCUCACCACGCUGGACUUCACCGGCUCAGUGAGGAUCACCGUUCAGGUCAAAGAGGAUACCGGCUUCGUUGUCCUGCACAGCAAACAUCUACACAUCUCCAAGGCAGCCGUUCAGCAGGGAAGGGGUGGGAGCAGUCCGCUGCAGGUGUUGGAAUACCCUGCGUACGAGCAAGUGGCGCUGCUUUCAGACACGCCUCUGGUUACCGACAGGCUGUAUGUGAUUUCCAUUGAUUAUGUGGCGAACCUGUCCGAGAGCUUCCACGGCUUUUAUAAAAGCACCUAUCGAACACGAGAAGGAGAAGUCAGAGUUCUGGCCUCAACCCAGUUUGAACCCACGGCUGCCCGCCUGGCAUUUCCCUGCUUUGAUGAGCCUGCUUUCAAAGCCAACUUUUCCAUCAAGAUCCGAAGAGAGGCCAAGCACAUCGCCUUGUCAAACAUGCCCCUGGUGAAGUCUGAGGCCCUGGGCGGCGGGCUGCUGGAGGAUCACUUCGACGUGAGUGUGAAGAUGAGCACCUACCUGGUGGCGUUUAUCGUGUCCGAUUUCGUAUCGGUCAGCAAGAUGAGCAAUAACGGAGUUAAGAUCUCCGUCUAUGCUGUGCCGGAUAAGAUAGAUCAAGCACAUUUUGCUUUAGAAGCUGCAGCUAAACUCCUUGACUUCUAUGAAGACUAUUUUAAAAUCCCAUACCCGCUUCCGAAACAAGACCUGGCUGCUAUUCCUGAUUUCCAGUCCGGAGCGAUGGAGAACUGGGGCCUGACAACCUACCGGGAAUCGGCCCUCCUGUUCAACCCAAAAACCUCCUCGGCCUCAGAGAAGCUGGGCAUCACCAUGAUCAUCGCUCACGAGCUGGCACACCAGUGGUUUGGUAACCUGGUCACCAUGGAGUGGUGGAAUGACUUGUGGCUGAACGAAGGCUUCGCCAAGUUCAUGGAGUAUGUGUCUGUCAACAUCACCAAUCCAGAGCUGCAGGUGGAGGAUUACUUCCUGGGACAGUGCUUCAAUGCCAUGGAGGUGGACGCUCUGAGCUCCUCCCACCCCAUCUCCACUCCAGUGCAGAACCCUGCCCAGAUCCAGGAGAUGUUCGAUGAUGUGUCCUAUGAAAAGGGCGCUUGCAUAUUAAAUAUGUUAAGAGACUUCCUGACUGCAGAUGCUUUCAAAAUCGGCAUUAUCCGUUACCUGCGUCGCUAUAGUUACGAGAACACCCGCAACGAAGACCUCUGGGAAAGCCUAACCAAUGUUUGCCAGUCGGAUGAUCUGGAUGAGGGGCGCCUGCAGGGAGAUGGGUUUUGUGCAGGAAGCCAGCAGCUUUCAGCAACCGCGAAAUGGUACAUGCAUGACGAGCUGGAUGUGAAGACCAUGAUGAACACCUGGACCCUACAGCAGGGCUUCCCCCUGAUCAGUGUGAGCGUGCGCGGGAGGGAGGUACGCCUGAGCCAGGAGAGAUACCUCAAGGGCUCCGACCCCACCCAGUCCUCCCAGUACUUGUGGCAUGUUCCAUUGACCUACAUUACCAGUAACUCCAACACAGUCCACAGAUUCCUGCUUAAAACCAAGAAUGAUGUCCUCUUUCUCCCUGAGGCGGUGGAGUGGAUCAAGUUCAAUGUGGGGAUGAACGGAUACUAUAUUGUGCACUAUGAAGACGAGGGCUGGGAUGCCCUGAUCAACCUGCUUCAAAAGAACCACAUGGCUCUGAGCAGCAAUGACAGGGCCAGCCUCCUCAACAACGCCUUCCAGCUGGUCAGCAUCGGGAAGCUGCCCCUGGACAAGGCCCUGGAUCUGACCCUCUAUCUGAAGAACGAGACGGAGAUCAUGCCGGUGACGCAGGGCCUGGGUGAGCUCAUCCCGCUCUACAAGCUCAUGGAGAAGAGAGACAUGAGCGAUGUGGAGAACAAGAUGAAGGGCUACAUAGUGCAGCUGUUCAGAGAGCUGAUUGACAGGCAGACGUGGAGUGACGAGGGCUCUGUGUCUCAGAGGAUGCUGCGCAGUUACCUGCUCAUGUUCGCCUGCGUGCGCGGCUACCAGCCCUGCGUAGACAAGGCUGAGCGCUUGUUCCAGGAAUGGAAGGAGUCCGGUGGGAAUCUAAGUUUGCCGAGCGACGUGGUGCUGGCAGUUUACUCUGUUGGAGCUCAGACGCCUGAAGGGUGGGACUUCCUGUUUGAGCAGUACCGCCAGUCCCUCUUCAGCGCAGUGAAGAGCCAGAUUAAGGCAGCUCUGACCAUCAGCAGGAUGCCACACAAGCUUCUGUGGAUAAUGGAACAAAGCCUUCAAGGAGACACUUUGAAAAUGCAGGACCUGCCCUACGUUGUUGUGCACGUCAGCAAAAACCCAUCCGGACACAAACAUGCCUGGGAGUUCCUGAAGACUAACUGGCACACGCUGGUGAAGAAGUUUGAUCUGGGCUCACAUUCGAUUGCACACAUGGUGACUGGAGUGACUAACCAGUAUUCCACAAGGGAGAUGCUCGAGGAGGUGAGAGGGUUCUUCGAGGCCCUGGAUGAGAGCGGAUCUCAGCUGCGCUGUGUCCAGCAGGCAGUGGAGAGCAUCGAGGAGAACAUCCGCUGGAUGGACAAGAACCUGGACAAGGUCAAGGGCUGGCUGCAACGCAAUCACCUGUAAAGAUGCUCUCGAAAGCCAUUUUCUCCAAAUCUCAUUCAGCUCAUUUAUUAUUUCUGAAAGGAAAAUUACAAUUCUAAAAGGAAUAUAAAAUAACUUGAGACUGCUUCCAAGACCCUAAAUGAAAAGUAUUGAGUUGUUUCAUUUUUGGUUUGGUAGCUUCAUUGGCUGCUUUUUUUUCCUUUUAAAAACAAAACAAAACAAAAAAAAACAAAUAAUUGCGGAAAUUUCGGUAAUUUCAGACUAGAACUGCAGCCCUUUCCUAAAAACUCAAGGAUAUUCUUGUUUCUAUUUAAAUUAUACAACAAGGUUAUUAAAAACAAAACAAAAAACCACCGGUCAGUUGUGUGUAGAAAGAGGUUUUCUUGCCCUGGGACUUUCUGUGUUCUGCUGUCAGCUGAGCCUGUUUAAAUUUGAAACUCUGUACCACUGAAAAGCUGAAGAUCGGUUUUGCUUUUGAACCACUAAUGCACAGAAUUUUCCGUUUUCUUCAAUGACAGCAGUUUACUUUUGUAUAGAUGCCUAAUUGUAAAUUUGAUCCCCCCCCCCCCCCAAAAAAAAUGCCUUGUUUUAAAAUGGCUUAUGUGUCAUUUCUGUUGUUAGCUUCUUUAUUAUUUUUGGGGGGGUGGGGGUUCAACCUGUUUUACUAAAAUGACAUGAGUCUGUUUAUUACAGAGCAGCGUUCUUCUCUUUCAAACUAGCAAUGCCAAUAGGUAUUCCUUUAGCAUACCAGUAUACAGAGGGUGGGCCAUAAACAAUGCUCUAAAACAAAACACUAUUACAGACAAGCUACAGCACAAGACUAGGUGCAAACUUCACACCUGGCAAUCUGGACCAUGUCCUGUAGCAGCUACCUGAAAUCAAAGCAUUGCUGGAUCUCGCUUCAAACAUGCUUGCUUUGCCAUUUCUUUCACAUGGUUCACUGUUUAUAAAUCAGCCUUGUAUGUUAUGGAUUAACACUGGCAGGAUUAGUUCUUUCAUUGGCCAGGUUGUCUUUCUAUUGCUUAAGAAAUCAUUAGUUUUUUAAAUGAGAGUUUUUGUGUAGAAUAAUAUAGAUCAUGUAUUUCGCAGUGAUUUCAUUGCAGUUACCAAGAUGAAGUAGCACACAAUCUGAAAUGCUUUAACAGUAAAGAACAUUACAGUUCACAUGCACAGGUAAAUGUAUUCUUGACCCGGCAGAGUCCCAGUUGCUUUUCAUUUUGUAAAACUCUGAACACUCUUGUGAAAUGUGAAUGAUGACGUGUGUGUGCUGUACCACAUGACACAAGAGAAAGGAGGGGUGAGCUUUUUGUUGAUGUGUGUGAUCAAGAACUGUUAAAUAAAACAAUUAUGACAACCCA